AAUUGGGCAGGGCGGAUGGAUUCAAGUGUGCUCCAGGGGAAAGGACCCGGCAUCCAAAGGGACUUUGAAAAUGAGCAUUACAGCUAUGUCUCCUCCAACAUCGCGCCUGGCCUGCCCCUCACUGUGGCCCACCCCUCGCUGCCAGCCCCAUGCCACGACCUGCAGACCUCGGCCCCGGGCGUCUCAGCCGCUGCGUCCGCGAGUCACCCCGCGGGGUACGGUGGAGCUGUGGACGGCGGGCCCUCAGGCUACUUUCUCACUUCGGGCAACGUCAGGCCCAACGGGGCGCCGGCUCUGGAGAGCCCCCGCAUUGAGAUCACCUCGUACCUGGGGCUGCACCACAGCGGCAGCCAGUUUUUCCAUGACGUGGAGGUGGAGGACGUCCUGCCCAGCUCCAAGCGGCCCCCGUCCACGGCCACCCUGAACCUGCCCAGCCUGGAGGCCUACCGGGACCCCUCGUGCCUGAGCCCGGCCAGCAGCCUGUCCUCCCGCAGCUGCAACUCCGAGGCCUCGUCCUACGAGUCCAGCUUCUCCUACCCGUACGCGUCCCCGCAGACGUCCCCCUGGCAGUCCCCCUGCGUGUCCCCCAAGACCACAGACCCCGAGGAGGGCUUUCCCCGCGGCCUGGGGGCCUGCAGCCUGCUCGGGUCCCCACGGCACUCGCCCUCCACCUCGCCCCGCACCAGCAUCACUGAGGAGAGCUGGCUGGGCACCCGCACGUCCAGGCCCCCGUCCCCCUGCAACAAGAGGAAGCACGGCCUCAACGGCCGGCAGCUGUCCUGCUCCCCCCACCACUCGCCCACGCCGUCGCCGCACAGCUCGCCGCGGGUCAGCGUCACUGACGACACGUGGCUGGGCAACACCACGCAGUACACGAGCUCAGCCAUCGUGGCCGCCAUCAACGCCCUGAGCACCGACGGCAGCCUGGACCUGGGCGACGGCGUCCCAGUCAAGGCCCGCAAGACCGCCCUGGACCACUCUCCUUCGGUGGCGCUCAAGGUGGAGCCGGCCGGCGAGGACCUGGGCACCACGCCACCCACGUCCGACUUCCCGCCUGAGGAGUUCUCGUCCUUCCAGCACAUCCGCAAGGGCGCCUUCUGCGACCAGUACCUGUCGGUGCCGCAGCACCCGUACCCGUGGGCCCGGCCACGCUCGCCCACCUCCUACGCCAGCCCAACUCUCCCGGCCCUCGACUGGCAGCUGCCGUCUCACUCAGGACCCUAUGAGCUGAGGAUUGAAGUGCAGCCCAAGUCUCACCACAGAGCCCAUUAUGAGACGGAGGGGAGCCGGGGGGCUGUGAAGGCGUCGGCCGGAGGACACCCCAGUGUGCAGCUGCACGGCUACGUGGACAGCGAGCCACUCACCCUGCAGCUGUUCAUUGGGACGGCGGACGACCGGCUGCUGAGGCCCCACGCCUUCUACCAGGUGCACCGCAUCACCGGGAAGACCGUCUCCACCACCAGCCACGAGGCCAUCAUCUCCAACACCAAGGUCCUGGAAAUCCCACUUCUGCCGGAGAAUAACAUGCGCGCAAUCAUCGACUGUGCUGGGAUUCUGAAGCUCCGGAACUCAGACAUCGAGCUGCGCAAAGGGGAGACGGACAUCGGGAGGAAGAACACCAGGGUGAGGCUGGUCUUCCGUGUCCACAUCCCGCAGCCCAGCGGCCGGACACUGUCCCUGCAGGUCGCCUCCAACCCCAUCGAGUGCUCCCAGCGGUCAGCCCAGGAGCUGCCCCUCGUGGAGAAGCAGAGCGCGGCCAGCUGCCCUGUCCUCGGUGGGAAGAGGAUGGUCCUGUCCGGCCACAAUUUUCUGCAAGACUCCAAGGUCAUUUUCGUGGAGAAGGCACCAGACGGGCACCACAUCUGGGAAAUGGAGGCGAAGACUGAUGGAGACCUCUGCAAGCCGAACUCGCUGGUGGUCGAGAUCCCGCCUUUUCGCAAUCAGAGAAUAACCAGCCCCGUCCAAGUCAGCUUCUACGUCUGCAACGGGAAGAGAAAGAGAAGCCAGUACCAGCACUUCACCUACCUGCCCGCCAAUGUUCCAGUCAUAAAAACAGAGCCCAGUGACGACUACGAGCCUGCUCUCACCUGUGGACCAACGCGCCAGGGCCCGAGCCCCCUCCCGAAGCCUUGCUACGGCCAGCCGCUGGCCACGCCGCCCGACCCGGCCUCCUGCCUCGGGGCCGGCUUCCCGCCCUGUCCGCAGAGAAGCACCGGGAUGUCCCCGCCGCCCAGCUCCAGCCCGAAGCUCCACGACCUCUCUGCUGCCCCCUACAGCCAGGGCGUGGCCAGCCUGGGCCACGGCCACCUCGGACUUCAGCGGCCAGCCGGAGGGGUGCUCACCGGCCAGGAGGCACCGAGGCCCACGGGCGUGCACCCCGGCUCCCCCCAGCUGCCGCCGCCCACCCUGCUGCAGCCACAGGUGAGUCCACAGCUGAGCAGCUGCUGCUUCCCGGGCCACCGGCCAGCUCUCUGUCCCAACAGCCCCUCCUCGCCACCGCCCCGUGCCCAAGAGCCGGCCUGUUUGCAGCCCUGCAGCCCCACCCGCCCGUCUGCGAUGGGCCACCAGCAGCACCCCCCGCCGAAGGUCCCAAGGAGCGAGCCUGCCGCCACCCGGCCUCUGCUGCCGCCCGAGGUGCGUGAGGACAGUAACCAUAGUCUGGCCCCCAUUCCCGUAACGGUCAAGCGCGAGCCUCAAGAGCUGGACCAGCUGGACCUGGAUGACGUAAAUGAAAUAAUACGAAACGACCUCUCCAGCACGAACAUCCACUCCUAGGUGGCGACGUCGGACUCUGAGAAGCCGCGUGAUGUCGCCUUGACAGUGACAACUUCUGCGUAAACAGACUGAGCUCACACCUGGUGCCACUCAGAACUCCCACCUUCUUGAAGGUUUUAGCAUUUGUACAAAGAAGGAGCUCGAGGGAGGAAGGAACGACCACUCCACCUUCUGAAGGAAAGUCAUCUCAAGGAGGAAGUGAAAGUGGGGGGGGGGGAGUGCAGGAGACAGACCGCGGGCGGCUCCCCGCGACCUGGCGGCCGACCCCAAGCCGUACCCUUCGGGCACCCCUGGAGCUCAUACUGGAAGUGCCUUAUUCACCCAGACCACAGCAUCAGGGCAUCAUAGGGCUGAGCGCUGAACUUGCUACCAGGAGGGCGUGUGUAGGAGCGAGCCUGUAAAGACGCCUCGUCACCAGGCUUUGUCCCUGUGUACGCUGAGAGGGCUGGGCACUGUGGGAAAACCCAACACUCGUCUCCUACUUUUUUCGGCUUUCCUGGGCUGGACGUGUUCAGUGCGUCUCAGAGCUCUUCCAGUGUGUCAUCUCAGUGCUUUCAGGACAUCGUCCCCUCCGUGUUACUCAAACCGUAGGGCUGUUCGUUGCAGCAUGCUAGGUCUUUGUGUUUAAUCUGCCUUUGAACAUAGCACCCAGGAGUGGAAUAGCACAAGAUAGGUUGCUGGGCAGAAAAAGAGACCUGUCCCAGGACAGAGCUGGCACCUGCACGUGCGCACAUGCUUAGGUGAAUGUUUGUGUGUGAGCAGCAGCAGAGGUGGUGACGCUCAGGCGGCGCCCGGCACGGACAUCCGUGUCAGCAGUAGCCAGUGUCCCGCCUGGAAGAUGCACCAGGGCUGCACACCUGGCUUCCCAGCCAUUUCCGCGGGGCGUCACGCCCGACAGGUCUGCAUUUUAUCUCCUCGAGCAGGUGACCGAGCACUUUAGAAGCCCGGAGACCUGUGUUCACAACAUCGUCUGUUACCAAAUGGCAAAAUUGGAAAGUAACUGUAAAUAACAUUACAGAAGGAGUGUAAUAUAUUUGUUCAGCUGUAAGAUGAUUAUUUCACAGAAGCCUUAUAACUGCUUCAUGUAAGAAAACAGUUACCAAAAACAGCGUUUGAAUAUGCGGCGACUGUGGUGUGUUUCCAGCUUAGUUGCUCUUAACAGGUAGGUUAGCGUAAGCUUUACUCUGCGUUUUGUCCAAUUAACAGCUUAUCACACAUUAUCGCCAGCAGAGACCCGUUGUUUCACGUAACCAAAAAGCAUGGUUUAGUUAAAACGGUUCAGCUAACAACUGUGCCUUAGGAACUCACGCCCCCUCGUGGGACGCAGCUGAAUCGCACCCGGGGGGCGGCCGGGACGCAUCCAGCCCAAGAUGGGCGCUCGCCCACAGGAAGAACCACUCUCGCGGCGUUCUUCUGCACGGUGACGUCUCGCUUUGUUUGAAGCCACAGAAAGACACAAACAUCUGAAAGCCUUGCCUGUAACGUUUACACAGGACUGUGAAUCACUGAAGAUCUGUGGCUUCUUGUCUGUAACAGAGUCCUGCCCCUGCCGCCCGCGACCCCGGCCCACCCUGCGUGUGGCCGCGUGAGACCUGCACGGAACACUUCUGGGUAGACUGCCUCGGGAGAGGACGUGUCUGCCUCUGUGCCGGCUGUCUCUGUAGCUAGAGAGUAGACCCAAUAAAGCGCUGUGUUCUGCUGGACGG
Vicugna pacos (alpaca) is the source of this 4481-nucleotide messenger RNA. The record is from RefSeq and is a predicted model, not a curated record. NCBI's taxonomy places the organism in Eukaryota, Metazoa, Chordata, Mammalia, Artiodactyla, Camelidae.